Messenger RNA from Salvia splendens (bonfire salvia), 850 nucleotides. RefSeq names its product probable F-box protein At5g04010. The record is from RefSeq and is a predicted model, not a curated record. Gene Ontology annotation, biological process: gibberellic acid mediated signaling pathway; SCF-dependent proteasomal ubiquitin-dependent protein catabolic process. Bases 51 to 803 code for a protein of 250 amino acids. Gene Ontology annotation, cellular component: SCF ubiquitin ligase complex; cytoplasm. Gene Ontology annotation, molecular function: protein binding. The transcript has a single exon. Lineage: Eukaryota; Viridiplantae; Streptophyta; Magnoliopsida; Lamiales; Lamiaceae.
UUCAGAACCAUAUUCAGUUUCAAACAAACCAGUCUUAACAAAUCAUAGAAAUGAUGAGAAAGCUGUCUCCGCCGUGGCAAGUUCUUGAACUGGUGGCCCACCACCUUGAACCAGAAACCCUCGCCACCGCCGCCUGCGUAUGCAAAUCCUGGUCCGCUUCCCUCUCCUCCGACCACCUCUGGCAACCCUUCUGCUCCGCCGCCUACCCCUCUCUCUCCAACCUCCACCCCGCCGUCGCGCCCGCAUCCAUCCCCUACUGCAAGCUCUACUCCCUCGGCCGCGCCGCCGAGAAGCGCCGCCUCCAGAGCCCCCCCAAGCCCGACCUCUCCAUGCACGACCUCGUCUUCGCGGUCGACGUCCAGAACGGCCGCGGCUGCGUCGCCACCGUCGUCUGCCCCGGCGCCGACCUCAGGCCCGACCGCAGCGGCGUCUUCCGGUUUGACAUCGGCGUCGAGAGCGACAACCUGGUGGCGUUUGAGGAGCUGGAUAGUUUGAGGAUUACGUGGAAUGUUGUGCUUCGAGGAUUGAAGGGUGUGUUUACUAUGAUGGAUUGUAGGGGGAAAGGGAGCUUUGUUUUGGGGUUGGAGGGAUGGUUCUCCAAGGAGCUCCCGCCGCCCGGGUGCUGCUCGAGUGGAGCUGCGAGCGGGCUCGUCUCAGAUUUGAGGCUCGGCCUGAGGGAGGGCGGCGGCGGUAAGGUGGUGGUGGAGAAGAUAAGUGUGGGAGUGUUGAGUAUUGUGAGUUGGAGAUAUGUUUGUAUUGAUGAUGCUCUUAGGUAUUUGCAGCAUUUUCUUCUAUCAUUUUGAGAUAUUAAUGUAUAACAAAAUAUGAUGUAGAAGUACAUGAGAAUUAA